Molecule: messenger RNA, 1659 nt
Organism: Colletotrichum lupini
Lineage: Eukaryota; Fungi; Ascomycota; Sordariomycetes; Glomerellales; Glomerellaceae
Exons: 13
Coding region: 1-1659 (552 amino acids)
Source: RefSeq, a predicted model, not a curated record
AUGGCGAUACAUACUUGGGCGCUACCAUACAUGGAGUUGAUGCAUGAGACGAGAGCAGAGAGACACAGACAGACGGAACACCCCCCGGGUACCACCCGCAAUCCUCUUGGCCGGGACCAUGACCGUGACCAUUUGGUGGAGAGCUCUCCGCACCUGGAGACAGAGCCAAACACAGAGCCAGACAGAGCCAAGACUUUCGGACGAGUCGCCCCAGAGAUUGACGGUGCCACACCCCGGGCAUCACCAGGGACAAACGGAGGGAAACUUGGGAAGAAGACACCAUACCCCGGUCACGUCUUUGCGAUGCGCACUAUUUCGGGGUUGCGGUGCGGUGUCCGCAUGGCAAUGGAAAGCAUGGCCAGUGUUCACGGCAUAUCGAGGGCGCGCAGUGUAUUAUUGUCUCCGGCCACCGAGUGGGGGCUGAAGGACCGUCUCCGUGCGAUGAUCAGUCAGGCCCGGCCAUCUCCGUCGGUCGGGCACUUAUCUCCUACCAUAGUGAACCUUCCGUCUCUAAUGCGCGCGGAAUAUGAUCCAUGCUCUCUGUCUUUGGGGCUACCAGAAGCCAUAGGGAAACAGUUGAACCAAGAGCGACUCCCGGCUGUGAAACAGUGCUUGCAAGGCAUCCUUCGCAAUCCCAAUCCUUCCCUCGCUGAUCUCCACGGUGUGAUCGACGGUGAUCUGACAGAUUGGGUUCAUGUCGCUAUCUCAAUCAUAAUGCAGACAGGACUGUUUACCAAUGAGAAGGAGUAUCGAGAGUCGAAGUUGUUGACCAGUUGCUCAUCAAUCCACAAGGAAACUCUUGGUUCACAGGAAGAACCACGUGAUAGGUGCCGGGCGGGCACUCCCUCAUCCGCCGGGGCAAUGGCCCGGUCGUAUGAAGAGACAAAAGUCAACCUGACCUACGCAGAGUUGGACAUCUCUGUGCCCGAAGUGGAAGCAUAUGGGUACACGAAUGCCAAGAAAUUCAGAACGUUUUCGAUAUCGCGGCCACGGCGACUUUGGACUUCGGGGCCUGAGACGGCAAAGCACACAACAAAUGUAAAGCUGGCCCCGGGUCUGCAUCCGGUCCAGGUCGCCCGACAAUCAUGGAAUGCGCCGUCUUCCACGAACAUUCGACAAGCGGGCGGGAUGAGGAUAGUUGCGGACGUGAAGGAAGAAAGAGCCAGCGAGAAACAGGGCUGUUUACCGGCUUGGCGUGCAGCAGCUCUUCAGCGUUGCACGCGUGCAGAGGCCCUCAGGUUACCAUACCGCAGCUAUAAUGAGAGCAUGUUCUCAGACUUGGUUCUUGGCACUCUGUUGAGGAACCCAAAUUUUUGCAUCAUCGUACGGUAUUUCGAUGGUCGAUCUGGAGCACUACCGCACUUGGACCCUUGCGCCUCUCUCUGGGUUUCUCAUCAAGUUUAUCUCACGCUGUCGCAUCUCGCCAUAUGCGACUUGCCAAGACUUUUGAGAGAAAGGCCUUCGGUAAAUACAGAGUAUGACUACGGCAUCCAUGGACGGACAUACCCGUCCGUCAUAAUAAUGGGAAGGGCUUCAGUAGUCUUUAAUUUCCUUACAGUAAUGGGCUUGAGUUAUUUGCAAAAAGACUUAGCCACCGGUAUCUUUACAACCCACGAACUGUCAAGUUUCACAUCAUUGCUGAGAAUUGUGCAGGAUUGA